GGCUAAACCAAAAAGGCGGUAUACCAAAAAUCACCACAUGCAUAUAAAUAGUAAGGCUAAAUUAAAAAGGCGUUAUGCAUCAAAAUCCCGUUUUGAUUAUUUUACCAUGCUCCAGAUCAUGUAUGGCGUAAUUUUUGACAACAAUUUGGACUGAACUAAAAAUUUAUAAAAAAAAGCGCUCUUAUAUAUAUAUUUUUUUUUUGUCAAAUAAAAAAUUUUGAUACAUUGACAAUGGAAACCGCGAUAGAUAUAAUUGAUACGAAAAGAGAUGAUCUUGAUCUCAUUCAACCACAUAAUGAGAAAGUAACUGAUGAUUAUAAACCACAUAAUGGGAAAAAAAUUAGUAAACUUUUUAUUUCUCAAGAUGAUUCAUAUGUUAUUUCUUACAGUGUGGAAGAUGAAUCAAUUCAAGGAUGGUUAGUUAAUGUUGAGGGGAAUUGGCAACAACUACUCGAUAAUAAUGUUUAUUUUAAGGUUGGUCAAUUAUAUAAUAAAGUUAAAUUUUAUAAAAAAUCUUUUUUAUCCUAUGAUUAUGAUAGCGAGAACAAUCGUAUUGUAAAACAUAACUUUAUUGAUUUAAGUGAUAAAAAAGGUCAAAAUUUUCAACUAAAACAUGUAGAUAAAUUAUUCACCUAUGAACGUUGGAUAGGGUUCACUUCUAAUGGUGAUUUAAUUAUAACGUCAUUAGAUGAAAAGUUAAAAGAUUACAAAAUUUACUUGUAUUCAAUCAAUUCAAAAAACGCAACUCUUUUGGAAUAUUCUCAAAUGUACAAAAUAAAAUUUCAUAAAAGUUUAAAUGAACAUAAUAAUAUUAAUUGCUUUAUACAAUAUCAAAAGUUAUUCCUUUUUAACAAUGGUCAUCUGGUUCAAUGGGAAUUAUCGGAAACGACAACAGUUACAACAUUUGAAAAACCUGAAAUGCAAUACAAUUUAUUUCUUGAGAAGUUAAAAUAUAUAAAGAUAAACAAAAAUAAAACAUUAUUAGCAGCAUGUGGUGAAGUUGAUGAGAUUAAUGUAAUUUAUAUAUAUUCAAUGGAAACUGGAUUAUGUAUUUCAAGAUAUGGUUAGUAACUUAUUAUUAUUUUUUUUUUUUCGUGAUAUUAGUUUUUUAAAUGAUCUAAUUAUAUUUUAUU
Molecule: messenger RNA, 1133 nt
Organism: Rhizophagus irregularis DAOM 181602=DAOM 197198
Lineage: Eukaryota; Fungi; Glomeromycota; Glomeromycetes; Glomerales; Glomeraceae
Biological process (GO): calcium ion import across plasma membrane
Cellular component (GO): plasma membrane
Molecular function (GO): monoatomic ion channel activity
Source: RefSeq, a predicted model, not a curated record